Pseudogymnoascus destructans is the source of this 1645-nucleotide messenger RNA. RefSeq lists its product as uncharacterized. Lineage: Eukaryota; Fungi; Ascomycota; Leotiomycetes; Thelebolales; Thelebolaceae. The record is from RefSeq and is a predicted model, not a curated record. Bases 637 to 1464 code for a protein of 275 amino acids. The transcript has 3 exons.
GCCGCAGGUGGUGGCAGCGCGCACCUCGAGGGUGGGGAGGGCAGCGACAGCCGAGACGAGGGCGACGCUGAGGAGGGACUUGAGGCCGAACAUGCUGAUAGAUUGAGGAUAGAACUGAGGGAUUGUUGGUGGAUGACGAUGAGAAGGGGAUCCUACCAGCUUCAUAUACUCCUCCCACGGCCUGCUGUACUAACUAUCCGGUGCUAUACGACGAAGAAGCCGCGAUAGAAGCAGCGUGACAGGUACAGACGAGGUAGUGAUGCCGCCACUAAUCUAGAAUGCCGCAAUGCACCUUAACUUAAAUCCUGUCACUAUACCCCAAUGCAGAAGUUGUGUCUUGCAUCCAUGCGCGAUCGGCGGAUCUCCCCCCGCGAUAGGAUCAAGAUACGGGCAGCAACGCCACUAAAGUUUUGCGAUAACAAAGUCGUGCGAAUAGGGUUGGCGGAGAGCGGCAGCUGGUCGAUUUUAUCCAUACACUUGGCAUUAAUGAUCUGCCGGACGUUAGGCGAAAGAGGAAAUUGACAACAACCAACAACUCUGGUGUGCUGGCUCACAUGUUGUCGACAUAUACAAGCGCAUGAACAUCCCCCCACGGCAUGCUCCUGUUGACAAUCUUCAUAGGCUCGAUGACGAAGCAUGCUUCGGGGAAACAUCCGACCACACGUGGCGACAGCCCUCGUCGUUUCUCUCUCAAAAAGUAAAUAUAGAGUUUAUGCUGCAUUUCCUCCCCGGUUCAACUUAUUCACGUUUCACGCAACAUACACUAGCACAGCCAAGAUGACUUCUCAGGAACGCCACUCCCUAACAGCCUCCAUCGCGGCAAAGACCGACCCCUCAUCGGCCGCACGUGCUCUCAUAGCCCCGGCGGAGGAGAAACUCUCCACGGGGUCUCCAGAGUCAGACAUUGAAGGCCGUCUCAGGCCCGUCUGGGGUAGCAUCAUUGAUGUGGCCGCGGAUACCGACCACCAGUCUCAGGAGCCUUUGGUCGCUGUCCUGCGUGCCGUGCAGCAGCAGAUCUUUGCGAAUGGUGCGAGUGAGGUUACAGUCUGGGGAGAGAAGGUGAAGGUGUGCGACCUGCCUCUCUUUGGUGCUUCCGUGAGAGAUGCGUGGAAUAGAGCUCCUGGCACAGGCUCUGCCGACGAUUUCUCUGCCAGCCAAUGGCAAAACAUAAAUGGUUUCCUAGCACGUCUAACGUCCCUGUCUCCGUCCACGCCUGCGUUCGACUUUUCCAUGUUUGGACUGUGGACGUUACGGUCGGCAUUUGAGGCAAACGAAGCCUCGCUAGCAGAUGUAGAUGCCGCCAAGGUGUGGUUCAAGUAUGCAGAGGAGGUAUUGACGAAGUUGAGCAACGAAGGGAAGUCGUUCCACGCCAAGGUCGGCGCUAGUGGUGGCAGCUACGCGGAUAAGGAAUGGACGGGAUUCAACCAUCAGAGACUUGGGGUUUGGCAGGCAGCUCGUCGAUAGUAUAGACUAAUUUCAAACACAAUAUCAAGCCAGCGCGUUAGGCAGUCGAAUUAUCUGGUAUUAGUGUUUGGCGGAUAUGUAUCUAGGUAGUAUCCGUGAUUCCCACGGGUAGGGUAUAUACCCGGCUAAUUUCUUACAGGUAAGAGUAGGUAUAUAUCCGGAUAUAUGAGGCUAAAUGGAG